AUGAUAUGGGAUAGACUUCUUCGACCAUGGACAUCGAAAUAUCCAGAAUAUUACUAUGAAGAUCUAAGAAGAUUUCAGCCUCGACAUUAUUAUGAACAACCCGUUAUGCCUUAUACACAUAGAGAUAGACGUCAUAGACAUCGACAUCAUGGUCUUGACCAAUCAAUGCGUUCAACAGUUACUAAAGAAAUGUUAGAGUUACAUAAUCGUCAUCGUGCACGUCAUUGUGCAAGACCAUUGACUAUAAGUCAAAGAUUAAAUAGAAUUGCACAGGAUUAUGCUGAACAUUUAGCAGCUACAUCUAAAUUUGAACAUAGUGGAACUAAAUUUGAAGGUCAACAUAUGGGAGAAAAUCUUUAUAUGAAUUGGAUAUCUGAUGGUCAUGUUACAGUUAGUACAAAAGCAGCAGUAAAAUUUUGGUAUGAUGAAAUAGCUCUACAUGAUUUUGAUCGUCCAACAUUUUCAAAAGAAACCGGUCAUUUUACACAAAUGGUAUGGAAAGAUAGUAGAAAAAUGGGUGUUGGAGUAGCUCUAUCACCUGAUAAACGAGAAGUUUAUUUUGUAACAACCUAUUUUCCUGGAGGAAAUAUUAUUGGCCCUGGAACAUUUGAGAAAAAUGUAUUACCACCUAAUUGUUAA
Molecule: messenger RNA, 639 nt
Organism: Adineta steineri
Lineage: Eukaryota; Metazoa; Rotifera; Eurotatoria; Adinetida; Adinetidae
Source: the annotation of a GenBank genome assembly